Molecule: messenger RNA, 2932 nt
Organism: Pseudoliparis swirei
Lineage: Eukaryota; Metazoa; Chordata; Actinopteri; Perciformes; Liparidae
Gene: sp6
Product: Sp6 transcription factor
Exons: 2
Coding region: 200-1153 (317 amino acids)
Biological process (GO): regulation of transcription by RNA polymerase II
Molecular function (GO): RNA polymerase II cis-regulatory region sequence-specific DNA binding; DNA-binding transcription factor activity, RNA polymerase II-specific
Source: RefSeq, a predicted model, not a curated record
GUUAACGUUUUCUCCGAGAGGAAGAAGAAGAUAAAGAGAUAAAGUUCCUCCUGCAGCAGAAGUUGUCCCGGGAGGAAGAGGAGGACGAACAGGUUUUUCUGGCCGCUGCGUCGCCGUCCCGCCGUGUGCUGAUCCUCUCGGCGCCACCCAGAGAACAGCGACCCCCGCAGCGUGAGCCCGUCAGCGCCGGCUUCUCCUCAUGGCCCACCCGUACGAGCCCUGGUUACGGGCGCCGCCGCCGAGCGGCAGCCCGGAGGACGUGAACAUCCCCUCGUGGUGGGACCUGCACCGGGACAUGCAGUCCGGCAGCUGGAUCGACCUGCAGGCGGGGCCGGGCGGCGGCGGCCUGAACCCGGGCGGCUCCAUGGGCCUGCAGCACUCGCUGGGGCCCUACGGCUCCGACCCGCAGCUGUGCGGCCUGCCGCCGGCGCAGCUCGCCCCGGCCUCGCACCUCUUCGCCGCCCAGGACGGCUUCAAGAUGGAGCCGCUGGGCCCCGAGAUGCAGCAGCAGCAGCAGCAGCAGCAGCAGCAGCAGCAGGAGGCAUACUCCCAGCUGGAGGAGGCGCAGGAGAGCGCCGCCGCCGCCUCGGCCCGGCCCAAGCGCCGCUCCUCCUCCAGGGGCGCCGGCCAGGCGGCGUGCCGCUGCCCCAACUGCGUCCACGCCGAGCAGAUGGGCCAGAGCGCCGACGACAGCCGCAGGAAGCACAUGCACAACUGCCACAUCCCCGGCUGCGGGAAGGCCUACGCCAAGACGUCGCACCUGAAGGCUCACCUGCGCUGGCACAGCGGCGACCGGCCCUUCGUCUGCAACUGGCUGUUCUGCGGCAAGAGGUUCACGCGCUCCGACGAGCUGCAGCGCCACCUGCAGACGCACACCGGCGCCAAGAAGUUCAGCUGCUCGCUGUGCCCCCGGGUCUUCAUGCGCAACGACCACCUGGCCAAGCACAUGCGCACGCACGAGUCCCCGCCGGGCCGCGGCGAGGAGCGGCUCAACGGCGACGGCCGGAUGGAGAAGGGCUUCGACGCGCCCAAAGCGCCGCAGGCCAACGCGGCGGCGGCGGCAGCCGACGCCACGUUGGAGCCGCCGCCGCCGCCGAAGAUGAAAUGUGAGACGGACGCCUCGGCGUCCGGCGCCGCGGGGCAGUCCGGCUAAUUUCAUCCCCUUUGAGGAGUUCUUUUGAAUCGCAGUUUAACAGGAAGGUGGAGAUGUGUUCACGUAGUUUUACAAUAGAAUAGAGAAGAGGGUCGACUUUCAGAGCGAGUUUGAGGUCCUGUGAGUUCAUCAACUCGGUGAUGAUGGAAAUGUUUUAGCACGCAGGGGAAAAGGAAUUUGACUUAUUCUGCGGAUGCAACUUUACUUAAAAUGGAAGGCGCUCACGCCCCCGAUACGACCGACAGGCGGGCGGAGGUCACCCGACGGCGUCUCCUUCACUUGUUUACAAUGAAGCUGUUCAAAUGUGUGACUGCUGGGAGCUUUGGAGAAAUGUUUCGACUCCAACUAACAACCAUAAAACCAGUGGAAGGGCAGCACGCUUUAAAACAGAGACGGCGAUACUUUAUUUAUUUUUGUCUCAAACUAUCACCACGUGUGUGUGUGUGUGUGGCUGACUGUGCAAGUAGUGAUAAGACACUGGAAUAUAAUACAGCAUUUUAUAAUAAAUAAUUAAAAAAAGGUCAAUAGCCAUUUGGAAGGUUGAAGGUUCACACCACAAAACUGUGUGCGUGUGCUGCUUGUAUGCAACCAUUAAAAUAGGUUUACAAUAAGUUAAAUCGUAGGUUACAUUAAUAAAAUGUUACAGCUGACGAAAACGCUGCCACAUUGUUGAUGUAUAAUAUAUAAUAUAGGAGAAAAAAAGGGAAUUCCAUGCACUACAAUGGCUCAUAUCUACCAAAGAAUUGUGCGUAGUUAUGAUGGUAAAACACUUAUUAAUGAGAAUAAUCAUACAGUAAUAGAAUGUGAACGUUGUUUUUCGUUGGUUACCAGAGCGACCGCGACAAUGCAAAUAAACAGGAAUUAAGUGUGAUGACGACGAUGAUGUGAAAAGAGUAAACUCACAAAUCACAACUCAUUAAAGCUAAAAAAUAUAUGAAAAUGAUCAGAGUUCUGAGGACAUAACGGGAUGCUGUCCACCAGCUGGACGUGGGUGGCGCCCACAGGGCCAUCAUGCUGGCUGCUGGUUGGCUGCAGCCACGAGACGUAAAGCUGCACUCAUCACAAUUGUAAUAUUAACAAUGGAAAUAAUGUGCCGCUCAACUCUACGAGUGCACUAUGUUUUAGGGUAUUUUUUCUAAUUUUCUGUUGUUUUUUAGACCUGCAACUUCACCAUUUUUAGUUUAGUUUCACUGCUCUAAUCAAAAAUCUUUACACGGUUAAACUUGUGUGAACGGUGAACUCUGCUGCCAUCUAGCGGCCAAAAAGAAGAACUGCGUUUGAUAACUCGGGCAAACAGAACGUCUUCAAAGAGAGAUCAAAGGUUCAGGCGGCAGUUGAAGCUUUCAUAAUCAAUAAUAUGUGAUCAAUAGUUCUGUAGACAGCUUUACAGUUUAAACACUAUUAGGAUGUAUGUAACCAUCACAGACACUAGGCUGAGAUUUCUAUAUAUUUAGGGAGCUUGCAUUAUUGGAAGCUCACAAUUGCUGUAUUUAUGUAUAGGAGAUAAGAAAAUGGAAGUCUGUGCUUAAACUUUAGUCAAUUAUUGUGUAUUGACUAUUUCUAUUAUUUCUAAUAAUAGAAAUAGUCUUUUUUUGAUGUUGGUCAGUAGAAGAAAAUGGACAACUUUGUUUUAAUUUGUUGAUGUAGUGAAUGUUUAGUUGACUGUAAUGAAAUAAGUUCUAAAACCUUUAAUAAGUUAAGUAUCAUGGUGUUAUAACUUGUAUUUAAUCUAUUAUUGUCCUUUAAAUAAAUAAAUAAAUAUUCUGUUUCCAUGUUGAA